Messenger RNA from Cucumis melo (muskmelon), 1749 nucleotides. Its product is annotated as putative recombination initiation defects 3. Bases 156 to 1373 code for a protein of 405 amino acids. The record is from RefSeq and is a predicted model, not a curated record. Gene Ontology annotation, biological process: embryo sac development; microsporogenesis; chromosome organization involved in meiotic cell cycle. The transcript has 12 exons. Gene Ontology annotation, cellular component: nucleus. NCBI's taxonomy places the organism in Eukaryota, Viridiplantae, Streptophyta, Magnoliopsida, Cucurbitales, Cucurbitaceae.
AAUCCUUCUCAUUUCAAUACUGCAAGCAAAACAAUAUAGUUGGUUGCGAUUGAUCCACAAUCGUUCUUUCAUAGCUCGAUUACGCUGGCAGUUUCGAUCGACCAGUCGAAGAGUAUUUGGCUUCUCAGUCCUCGCUCAGAGAGCGUUUCUAUCAAAUGCGGCUGAAGAUAAACAAGGCCUGUGAUCUCAGUUCUAUCUCCGUUCUUCCUCCUCAGUCCAGGCAUGAACCUCAAGCACCACAGUUGCGAUCACAACCUUCGCAACAAUCCUUUUCUCAGGGAUUGUCGUCUCAGCACGGCAUGUAUUCUCAACUUUCUCAGAACUCUUUUGACGAAGUCGUGACAAAUGAACAGAGAUUUAGCUCUCAAGACCGAGAAAACUCAAUUAAGAAGAAUUCUUUUUUUCCUCCUCUAAGUUACUCCAAAGAAGAUUGUCAAUUGGGACUCUCAAAAUCUUCAACCAGUUUAACACAAAAAUGGAGACCUAGUCCUCUUACGGAUUCUAAGUGUCAAGUUGGUGAAGAACUUGACCGCCGCCUUGGAACUAUAGAAAACUCAUUAAACAAGUUUGGAAAGAUCUUGGAUUCUCUUCUCAGUGACAUCUUACAACUAAACAAAGGAAUGAAGCAAGUUUCUCUGGAUGUGGAAAGCAUAUGGCAAAAGAUGCUUGUUAACAGUAGCUUGCUGCAAUCCAUGAACAAAGACCACGAUGACAUGAAAGCUAUCAUCGAUGGAGGCUUCAAAUUGAUAUCCGAUCAACUUAAGAAGGAUGCAUACCAAGAAAGGCUGCAUGAGAUUUCCGAUUUUCUUUCUUCAUUGGAAAAGCAAGUACAAGCGUCUCAACUUAAAUUAAAAAAUGACUUCAUCAGCACAUUCACCAAAGAAAUGAAGGCAAUGAUCUCUACCUUGAAGAAACCCUUGCAAAAAUUUCCACCUCACUCUAUUCAAUCUCCCGAGCGUACAGCAUGUUUGGAUGUUCCAAAGCAGAAGCGACAUCGAUGUAAAAUUCAAUCUGCGUCUCCAAAUGUUUGCACUCAAGCAACUGCAGUACAAAAGGAGGAAGUAGGAAUGUGGAAAUCAGUAAAAGUGGGAAAGGCGUUUUGCACUAGUAGUGUGGUGACAAGGGAUGAUCCAAAUAAAGUAAUUCCAUUUUCUGAACAGCAGCAGUGCCUGGUGCUAGAAAGGGAAUAUAGAGUUAUUGUUGAUUCCGAUGAGGAGAUUGAAAGAAGUUUCUCCUGCCUAAUUGAAGAGAAGAAAACAGGAAAAGAUGUACGUUACUAUUCCAUAGAAGAGGCCAAGCAAGAAACUGCCAGAAUUUUAAGGAAAGCAAGAAGGCAGAAAAGAAAAUACAGCAAUCCUAUAAUUAUUAAUUGAAGGUGCAAGAUGGGUCAGAACGAUCAGUAUGUAGAGAAGCCUUUCUUCUAGGUAAUUGGAUCCUUAUCUUGCAUUUGAAUAUAAAUGCCCACUUUUGCAUGCUGUCCAUUAUGCUUAUCUGAGCUUUCUUGCUUUUUCGUACAUCCUCCUUUCUUUUUUCUUUUCCACUGCUCAAAUAUCCCUCCAUAUCUUUUCCCCCUCCCACUUUGGAAUCUGGACCACUAACACACCGCUUUUACUCAAAAGGUGAGCAUAACUCUAACUUACUCUUCACAUAAAAAGACCCUUUUGUGUUGGGGAAGGCUCUUUUGUAGGACAUUAAAAUAAGUUUGAGCCAUUCCCAUUUUUAGCUUUUCUUUGAAACGAAGCAAAGCUA